AUGGGUGCCUUCAGGGUUUCCAUUUUCCUGCUAUUUCUUGGUGCUUUUCUUCUUUGCGGUCGUAUUGAUGCUAGGAAGCUAGCUGCGAGUGAAAAGGGAGUGCAUGCAGUUGGUGACAAUAAAUCUUUCUUCCCUUAUACCCCUGUUUACGGUGGUGGAUUCGGUUGGCCUGGUGCCGGUGGUGGAUUAGGUGGUGGAGGUGGGGGUGGAGGAGGGGGUGGCAAAGGGGGAGCUGGAUAUGGUUUCGGCGGUGGUGUUGGAGGUGGGAUUGGGUCUGGAAAUGGAGGACUUGGAGGUGGAGGUGGAGGUGGCGGGGGCGGUGGUGGGGGCUCCAAUGGCGGUGGGUUUGGCGGAGGAUAUGGUGCAGGAUUUGGUGGUGGAACUGGAAGCGGGAGCGGGAUACCGUGA
Hibiscus syriacus is the source of this 408-nucleotide messenger RNA. Its product is annotated as glycine-rich protein 5-like. The record is from RefSeq and is a predicted model, not a curated record. The transcript has a single exon. Bases 1 to 408 code for a protein of 135 amino acids. Lineage: Eukaryota; Viridiplantae; Streptophyta; Magnoliopsida; Malvales; Malvaceae.